AUGAUGAAUGCAUUGGAGAGACACACAUGCCAACCGUGCGAGAUGGUGGCCGCCUGCGGGCCGUUGGCCAGCAGAAGCGAGCUGUAUGACAGGCUGCGGAUGGAGCUGGAGGAGACCCUUCUCUUUGUCAAGGACUGCAGUGUCCCUGUGCACUCCCACACCAGAAACUCCAUUUUCAUUUCGAGACAGAUCCUCUCAGACUGCCUCGAGGUGCUGAUGGAGCUGGGCCCCUGGGGUGCGGACCAGGUGGCAGGGCUGAGAGUGCAGGAGCUGCAGGAGCGCCUGGAGCAGGAGCAGGUGGAGCUGCACCGCAAGUUCCUGCUCCUGGCCGACACCUGCCUGAGGCAGGUGCACGCCCUCUGCGGAAGGCACUUCGCCACCGCCGCCAACCCCCUGGACCCGAAGUUCCUGACGCCCAAGGCCACCAUGCUGCUGGAGAUCCUGCGCCAGUACAGGCCCCGGGAGCGGCAGCAGUUCGAGAGCGUCCUGCGCAGCUGUCAGCAGAACCAGGGGGGCUACGUGUCUUGGGGCGAUUUCGAGGAAGACGAUGAGGAAGAUGAAGAGAUUGAGGAGGAGAAACCAGAAACAAACUUCCAGGCUCCCUGCACCAACUUCUUGUGCGGGAUCAUUUUUGUGGAGCAGCGAUACACCGCCGUUGCCCUGAAUAGAUUGAUAAAGGAAGCCAGCAAACAGGACCCGGAGUUGGCUUAUAUCAGCAGCAAUUUCAUUACUGGAUACAGCACUGAGACAGACCAGCCCCAAGACAACCAAAUGGAGGCUGAGUUCAGGAAACAGGAAGAGGUCCUUAGGAAAUUUCGAGCCCAUGAGACCAACCUGCUCAUUGCAACCAAUUGGGUAGAGAGUGUGGCUCUCCCGGAAUGCAAUUUGGUGGUUAGUUUUGAUUUGCCCACAGAGUAUCAGUCUUACCUUCAGUCCAAGGGAAGAGCCAGGGCCCCGAUCUCUAAUUACAUCAUGCUCGCAGAUAUGGACAGGGUAAAAAGCUUCGAAGAAGACCUUAGAACUUACAAGGCAAUUGAACAGAUCUUGAGCGACAAAUCCUCCAAGUUGGUGGACUCUCGUGAGACCAACGUUGAGCCUCUUGUGGACGAUGACAAUGUUAUCCCACCAUAUGUUCUCAGGCCGGAUGACAGAGGCCCCAGGGUCACCAUCAAUACGGACAUUGGACACACCAAACGGGCCCUUGCGGUCAGUCUCUGUUCUUUAGGUGAGCUGGAUGACCACUUGAUGCUGGUGGGGGAAGAGAUGGUGAAAUAUGAAGAAGAGCUUGAUUUGCAUGAUGAAGAAGAAACCAGCAUUUGGGGAAGACCAGGUUCCAGAAAACGGAGGCAGUGCUACCCAAAAGCAAUUCCCGAGUGUCUUCGAGAUAGCUACCCUCAGCCCGAGCGGCCCUGCUACCUGUAUGUGAUUGGCAUGGCUCUGACGACACCUUUGCCAGAUGAGUUCAACUUCAAGAGGAGGAAGCUCUUCCCGCCCGAGGAUACCACCAGAUGCUUUGGCAUACUGACAGCCAAACCCAUCCCUCAGAUCCCUCACUUCCCUGUGUACACCCGUUCGGGCGAGGUCACCAUAUCCAUAGAGCUAAAGAAGUCUGGCUUCACCUUGUCUAUCCAAAUGCGUGAGCUGAUUUCGAGACUCCACCAGUAUAUCUUCUCGCACAUUCUGCGCCUUGAAAAACCAGCCCUCCAAUUUAAGCCAACGGAUGCUGACUCGGCAUACUGCAUUCUACCUCUCAACAUCGUUAAUGACUCCAGCACUUUAGACAUUGACUUUAAAUUCAUGGAAGAAAUUGAGGAAUCUGAAGCUCGCCUGGGCAUUCCUAGUACAAAGUAUUCAAAAGAAACGCCCUUUGUGUUCAAAUUAGAAGAUUACCAGGAUGCCAUUGUCAUUCCAAGGUACCGCAAUUUUGAUCAGCCCCAUCGGUUUUACGUCGAAGACGUGCACACUGAUCUCUCCCCACUCAGCAAAUUUCCUUCCCCUGAAUAUGAGACAUUCGCCGAGUAUUAUAAAACAAAAUACAACCUGGAUCUGACCAGUCUCAGCCAGCCCCUGCUGGGCGUGGACCACAUAUCUUCCCGACUAAAUCUUCUGAAGCCUCGCCAUUGGAAUCAGAAGGGGGAGGCCCUUCCUCUAAGCAAUGCUGAGAAGAGAAAAGCCCAAAACGAAAGCGUGCAGAAUAAGCAGUUCCUGGUUCCGGAGCUCUGUGCUAUCCACCCCAUCCCUGCAUCGCUCUGGAGGAAAGCCUUGUGUCUCCCCAGCAUCCUGUACCGCUUCCACUGCCUUCUCUCCGCAGAGGAGCUGAGGGCCCAGAUGGCCCGUGACACCGGCCUGGGCAUCAGGUCCCUGCCCGCGGAUUUUGGCUACCCAAACUUAGACUUCGGGUGGACAAACUCCAGAGGCAGCAAAUCCUUCAUCUCGAUUUCUAAUUCUUCAGCCGAAAAUGACAAUCCAUGUCAGCACAGUGUAAUGGUAGGCCCUGGUCAUGCUGCACAUCAAGGUACUAGUAAGAGCCCCCCUCCCAAGCACCACCACCAAAUGUCUGUAAGCUGCAGAGCGCCCCUCCUCGAGCCACUGGGUAAGACCCUCACCAACGCCCUGAGUGACCUCAUCACAAUGAAAGGUCUCUCUUACAGCAAACCUCUUGCCAGCGGCGGCCACAAGUUAGCAGACAGAGACUUUUGCCAAGAGCAUCAGCCGAGUGACCGCCCUCAGGAAGUCUCUGUACAACCACCUACCUCAUAUCCCAUUCUGAGUUCAGACCACUCUGAGAACCAGCUCAAGCCCAGUGAAGACUGUGCCCCACCUGGUCAAAAGCACCUGGAGGGAAAUGCUAACCAAUCCACCUCAGAUGGGAGCCCCCUACCAGGCGUCCCGGGGCCCUGCAGCACCCCGAGGGGCAGGGUAGAUUCUGAGCAGGGUCCCCCCGCACUUAGGUAUUCCUCAACGACCCUCGGCCCCAAACCUGGGCUCAUUCUCCAGGCUCUGACCCUGUCCAAUGCCAGCGAUGGGUUUAACCUGGAGCGGCUGGAGAUGCUGGGCGACUCCUUCCUGAAGCACGCCACCACCACCUACCUGUUCUGCACUUACCCUGAGGCUCCAGAGGGCCACCUCUCCUACAUGAGGGGCAAAAAGGUCAGCAACAGUAACCUUUCUCGCCUCGGGAAAAAGAAAGGCCUGCCCAGCCGCAUGGUGGUCUCCAUGUUUGACCCCCAUGUGAACUGGCUUCCCCCAGGCUACGUCGUCAACCAGGACAAAAGUCACGCAGACCAGUGGGACAAAGAUGACAUGAAAAGAGGCUACGUGCUGGAGAUGGGCAAGCCGGACAGGGACGCUAAGGAGGAAGAGGACGGGGAGGAGGCCCUGCUGUGGAGGACUCCCGAGGCCAACUACGAAGACGACGAGAGCUGCGGUGCUGAGGCAGCCAGGCUGUCCAUCUCCUAUGACCUGCAUACGGAGCAGUGCAUCACCGACAAGAGCAUCGCUGACUGCGUGGAGGCCCUGCUGGGCUGCUACCUGACCAGCUGCAGGGAGCGGGCAGCCCAGCUCUUCCUCUGCUCCCUGGGCCUGCAGGUGCUCCCACUGGACUCCCAUGCAGCCUCGAAGCCCCGGUCCCCCACCUCGGGCUUGCGGAGCCGGGAGUAUGGCUGCCUGCAGAUUCCCCCCAGGUGCAUGCUCAACCACCCAGAUACGAAUAAGACUCUGAACCACCUGAUCUCGGGCUUCAAGGCCUUUGAGGAAAGCAUCAACUUCAGGUUUAAGAACAAGGCAUACCUUCUCCAGGCGUUCACGCAUGCCUCCUGCCAUGUAAACACCAUCACUGAUUGUUACCAGCGCCUGGAAUUCCUGGGCGAUGCCAUCCUGGACUACCUCAUCACCAAGCACCUUUAUGAAGACCCGAGGCAGCACUCCCCGGGGGUCCUGACCGACCUGCGCUCCGCUCUGGUCAACAACACCGUCUUUGCCUCGCUGGCUGUCAAGUACGACUUCCACAAGUACUUCCAGGCUGCCUCGCCCACGCUCGUCGACGUCAUCCAUGGCUUCGUGCAGUUCCAGCUGGAGGAGAACUGGCCGCAAGGGAUGGACUCCGAGCUCAGGAGACUUCAGGAGGACCAAGAGAAGGAAGAGGGCAUUCAAGUCCCCAAGGCCAUGGGGGACAUUUUUGAGUCACUCGCCGGUGCCAUCUAUAUGGAUAGUGGCAUGUCGCUAGAGACGGUGUGGAAGGUGUACUACCCCAUGAUGCGACCACUGAUAGAGAAAUUCUCCACAAAUGUGCCCCGUUCUCCUGUGCGAGAAUUGCUUGAAAUGGAGCCAGAAAUGGUCAAAUUUAGGUAA
Messenger RNA from Echinops telfairi (small Madagascar hedgehog), 4350 nucleotides. RefSeq names its product endoribonuclease Dicer-like. Gene Ontology annotation, molecular function: deoxyribonuclease I activity; protein binding; RNA binding. The coding region runs from base 1 to 4350 and encodes 1449 amino acids. Gene Ontology annotation, cellular component: RISC complex; nucleus; cytoplasm. NCBI's taxonomy places the organism in Eukaryota, Metazoa, Chordata, Mammalia, Afrosoricida, Tenrecidae. The transcript is spliced from 19 exons. Gene Ontology annotation, biological process: apoptotic DNA fragmentation; pre-miRNA processing; siRNA processing. The record is from RefSeq and is a predicted model, not a curated record.